Messenger RNA from Aaosphaeria arxii CBS 175.79, 150 nucleotides. RefSeq lists its product as uncharacterized. Gene Ontology annotation, cellular component: mitochondrial outer membrane translocase complex; mitochondrial outer membrane. The transcript has 4 exons. The coding region runs from base 1 to 150 and encodes 49 amino acids. Gene Ontology annotation, molecular function: transmembrane protein transporter activity. The record is from RefSeq and is a predicted model, not a curated record. NCBI's taxonomy places the organism in Eukaryota, Fungi, Ascomycota, Dothideomycetes, Pleosporales.
AUGUUCGGAGGACCACCACCACCACCAUCCAAGCAAGAGCUUGAGGCUGCUGAGGCACAGACCGCAUCCGAUGUCAGAUGGACUGCUGCUGCGUGCCUUGUCCUCUACCUAUCUCCAUUCGUCAUUGAGUACACACGCAAACUCGUUUGA